UAAGAGGGAGGAAAUUAAAGGGGGGAAGUGAAGCAAGAGGACACUACUUCCUCCUCGUAGCCGUUACAAUCAAAACAUUAUUCGUGCGCAAUGGGUGAGUCCGCAUCCUCCAUAGCACAUCGUCUAAUCUAACACUUGGCGCACAUUGUUGGGGUGCUCCCCGAUCAGCGUUUGUUGCACAAUGCUUCAGCUGAACGACACGGUGGAGCCGGAGAGUCCGGGCGCGGCGAUUCUCCACCCUGCAGAGACCGAGGAGGGGGUCGAGGUUGCCUUCACGCCGCCGGAGGCCGGACGAAGCCUCGGACACGGAGCCUCCGUGGCCUGCUGCCCCCCGUUGCAAACGCUGACGCCUUUUCAUGUGCAUAACCCCACGAUGCAAGCCAAAGUGAAGGACUAUUUCGUGUUCAGGCCAGGUACCAUAGAGCAGGCUGUCAGCGACAUCAGGACUGUGGCACUCCCUUCUGAGGAUGGAGAGGUGCUCAGUGUCUGGCUGCUAGCUGAAAUUGACCACUGGAACAAUGAGAGGGAGAGACUUGUACUUAUCACUGAUAGGUCACUGCUGGUGUGCAAGUACGACUUCAUCAACCUGUUGUGUCAGCAAGUCAUCAGGAUCUCUCUCAACGCUGUGGACACCAUCUCAGUGGGCGAGUUUGAGUUCCCACCUAAAUCCCUUAACAAGAGAGAAGGCUAUGGGAUUCGUGUCCAGUGGGACAAACGUCCUCGGGCCUCGUUCCUAAACCGCUGGAACCCCUGGUCUACAGACAUGCCCUACGCCACCCUCACAGAGCACCCCAUGGCUCACGCUGAUGAGAAGGUGGCCUCUCUCUGCCAGUUGGACAACUUCAAGACUCAGCUGGUGCAGGCAGUGAAGAAAGCCCACAAGGAGCACCCCAUCCCCGGUCGAGCUAAUGGGGUCCUGAUCCUGGAGAGGCCCCUGCUCAUUGAGACCUAUCUGGGCAUCAUGUCCUUCAUCAACAAUGAGGCCAAGUUGGGCUACUCCAUAACCCGCGGCAAGAUCGGCUUCUAAAGUCCACACCUUGUCCAAAUUACAACAGAGUUCAACCCAUGUGUCUGUGUUACACUGCGCUGUCUGAAGGAAGCUGUUGCUCCACUACAGUGCAAUGCGCAAUCUGUGUGUGUAAGUUGAGCCCAUGAGAUGUCCACACCUCCCUCCAAGUAGGUGUUACAGACAAGUGGUCAGCCUACUGUAGGUAAAUGAUGCGCAGCGCUGCAUGGACUGUCUACUCAUUUGUCUUUAGCGCUCCCAGUCCCUACCCUUCAAAAAGAGCUGCUCGCAGAUCUGUCAUACCCAUGUGGGCCCACAGGAGUGUAUGCCCGUGUGACAUAAGUUGGAGAGAAAGGACACAGUACUUGCAUCAGUUCAUCACCUUUGUUCUUAUUCUAGGCUGAGCUUCUUGUGAUCUCGCACUCUUUGUUUAACCACUGAUUGACAGACUGUCAAAACUAAGGUGAAGUUUAGAUUUUGGUUGAGGAAUGCAAACAUUAGCAUUUUUAGUUCAGGGUAAAGGAUGUGCUUUGUUUGGGCUCGUUUCUGCAGUAAAAAGAUGCCACCCAGAGAAGAGCAGUGAAAUGAUAGCAGUGUGAUACAGAAACAUCAGCGAAGAGUAUGUUCCAUAUUUGCUACAUCAAUAUGGUUUGAAAGAAAGGAUUGCAUUAUUCAGAUCGUAGGGCCGUAGCGUGGCCUCACUGAAGGGAUUAGCAGCUGAUGGACUGAGUUUAACGGUCACAUGAUUAUUUUAAUAAAUGUUACUAAUCGGGAAACCGCUCCGGGAUCUGCACUACUAUACUGAUAAGCUCUGGGCUCAGCUGUGUUACUUAUGGAAAAUAACAGCUGAAAUACACUCUUCAGCAUCCGUGAAACUUGUUCAGUGGAGAUGAUUAAUUACAUGUUGUGACCUUCCUCUCUUAUUGGCCAAUGUUGUGCUCUCCAUGCUUACAUGUCUUUUCAUGUCUUUGCUCAGAGUAGGGAGCUCAUGUACCACUUGGAGAGUUGCUAUAGCUACUAUAGCUAAAAUGUUCUUGUGUGUUACAGAUGUUUUAUGCAACAUUAACUUGUUAACGGUGUCUUUAUGUUUGUUUGUAAGUUGCCUUGAAGGCCCUGCGUUAGUUUUACACACACAUUUGCACUCAGCUGCAUUAAACUCUGCAGUGGGAGCACUGGUUAGAUUACAAAAUGAAAUACAUGCAGACAAGGUUUUGCAUCAGUUCAUUAAGCCCAUACUGUAUCUAUCGUGUGAACAGGAUUUAGGUGAUUUUUUUCUCUCCAAAACUGCAUCCUAUAUGGUUGUGCAACCAAAGGUAACAGGCCAUAGUUUCAUGCUCAACAAUGCCGAUGAAUAAUUGUGUCCCAAAACGCCUUUUCUGGUCUUUACUUGCGCAUGUUCCCUGCACGUUGAGUUUGCAUGACAGAUGUUUUUUAAAAGAAUAUCCUAAAUGGAUCUGUAAAUACUAAUUAGGUUUUAUUUAUCUGCUGUUAUUUUGAUGCAGUUAACUCAUGAAUGCUUCUAGAAGAUAAAUAUUUCAUUGCCAAUUCUAAAGUAUUUCAUUUAGAGAUUUUAAAAGAGAUGAUCUCAUUAUUACAAACAUGUAAAGGCUUACUUUUUGUUCUACAUAUUUGUAGCACAGUAGCCACAAUGAAGAAUAAUAAAUGCCUACAUGUUCU
Molecule: messenger RNA, 2683 nt
Organism: Epinephelus moara (kelp grouper)
Lineage: Eukaryota; Metazoa; Chordata; Actinopteri; Perciformes; Serranidae
Gene: tprg1l
Product: tumor protein p63 regulated 1-like
Exons: 6
Coding region: 182-1027 (281 amino acids)
Cellular component (GO): cytoplasm
Source: RefSeq, a predicted model, not a curated record